UGUGAUGUCAACAAAACCUCGCAGUUGAUUGCACAAUUGCACAAGUGGAUGUUCAUGUAUACAACAUGAUGUAAAGAUGGACAGUUAAUAUUGUGUGGAUAUUUCAAAUUUUUAACAGUGCUAAUAAUGUCUGGUGAAUAUGAGAAGUUGGUAGAAAAAUCAGGACCCCCCAGCUCCCCCGAUAAUGAUGGAGGGUAUGGAGCAAAUGGCAAUAGUCCACCUCAGAACAAUGGAGGUGUUCAGUAUGGGAGAGUAAGCAGGAGCCUGAAUGAGGAACAGGUGCCCCCCACAGAACAACAGACUGGCCCCCAAGGGCGACCCUUGAGGAACCCCACAGCUGUGAUACGAUCUGAUGGUUAUGUGGAGCUGAUGCGUGGAAGGGUCCCUUGUCCCACAUGUAGGGGAUCAGGAUCAAUACCUAAAGAACAAGAAAAUGAGCUGGUGGCCUUAAUACCAGUCAGGGAUGAUCGGUUGAAACCUAGACGAACGUGCUUGUACGUCUCCCUGGCGAUAAUUGUGUGCUUGCUGACUGCUGGAUUACUGAUUUUCUUUAUGUUCCCAAGAGAUGUUAAAAUCAGCAGCAAUGUAAAGUUACUGCUUCCACAUAACCUAACUAUAGACCUCCAAAAUAAGUCAGCGUCUUUCUUUGUAGUGAAUCCUUUAAAUGUGACAAACUCCAAUUAUUUUGCUGUGAAGAUCUCUGAUGUGACAAUGUCGGUCGUGUUUGCUGAGAAAGUCCUAAACACGACGAGUGUAACUGUUGAUAAAAGUGUUCAAGUGAGGUCCCACAACUCAUUCUCUGUUCCUAUUGGUAUAGAAUUUAACAAGAAAAACGGACUGGCUGAGUUAGUGCAUGAUUGUGCUGAGCCAUACAUUUUCUAUCACAGAAGAAUUAUGUAUUUUUCGGUGACAGCCAGCUAUAACUUCCUUGGCAGAGAUGAAGAGGCUUCAUUAAAUAUGUACACACUCGUAAGUUGUGGAAAUGACACCUUGAGUCAAUAAUAAUGUCACACACAGCUGUGAUAUCAAAGAACAAACGGGGCAUUUAAAUAUUUAACUAUUAUAAUUCUGAUUUUGUCACUGUAUUUCGUCCAUCGCUAUUUCCAGGAAAGAGUUAGCUACUGCUUCUCUGUUGAUUAGUUAUUAGGAUGUACAUUAAGCAGAUGAAGUAUUUGUUAGGUGUCAAUAAGGUUUCCUACAAAGAGUGUUAGAAAGUUUAUUCUCCUGUCUACAUUACUUGACAUUACCAGGUUUUUACAUUUCCAUGUCAUAGUCAUGCAAAAGUUGAAACACAGCUGAAUUUCAGUGAUUAUAUAAAAAAAUUUCAGGAAAAAAUCUGUAUAAAUAUGUUCUGGAAAAAUUGACUUUGUUUUUUUGAUAUUAUUACAUGUAUCAAUAUUUCGAUAUUAAUUAUAAUUCUAGUAUAAGUACAUAUUAUACUGUAGCAGUUGUCAGGAUUUCCCUGUCAUCAUUAUUUGUGUAGAGAAUCAUGUUUGUAUCAUCAUUAUGUUCUCCUAGGACUAUUAUUGUCAGAAACUUAAGGGGAUACAUUUGUAAACAUAUCACAUAUAAAUACCAGGAUUUUACAGUUUACAUAUUGUGAAAGAGAGAUCACAUAAGAUUAAAAAAAAACUUUAAAAAUCUAAUAAAUUGAUCCUAUAAAAAAGAUUUUAAAAGAUCAUAACAUUGUAUACUUUCUAGAAUGCAGCAGUGUAUAUUAUGUAAUAUUUAGAAAUAUUCUUACACAUUUUAUUUGUAAAGAGGUGCUAGUCAUUUAUUGUGCCAAGUUUCAUUUGAAUCUUGUGAGAGGAGCAUGCUCAAGACUUGUGUCUUUGUUAACAUUAAUUACUUGAUCUGCUCAUCUAUAAAUAUAUGUUUAUUUGUUAUAAAGAUGUAACAGUGGUUUUUGUCAUUGAAAAUGAUAGCAUGUCUGAAUGUACAAGAAUGAGGCUGUUUUCUGUCUUAGCAGUGCCAAAGGGUCUAAGAAAAUUUUAAAAAGGAAAGUCUUUGUAAGAUUUGACUUCAGUGUUUUUUGUCAUUUAGAGAAACAGCUGGGUACUUACCAACACUUGAUUUAUGCCUUGCAAAUCUUCCUUAUUACUAUACAUGGCAAAAUAAAAAUACAUACUCUUUUUCUGCACAAAGAUCAUAAAUCUGAAAUGCUGAGUGUCAUUUCAUGUUUGUUUAUUAUUUUGGGGAGAGAGAGGGUUAAAAUGGCAGGGGUGAGAAGAUUAUGCUGCUUUGGGCUCUAAAGAUACUUUAUACGUUACUUUGAUUCAGGUUGCAUCAUUUGUCAUCUUCUUUCAAAUCCAGUCAUCCUUUUUAUUGGAUCAUUAGCACCUGGCCUGAAAUUUGUGUCUCCACCUGAUCCCAGUGGAAGCUGGAUUUUAAUCUCUAUACCAAUACCUACAUCUUGCACAUCAUUUCAUGCUUCCGUAUGAAAAUGGAAAAUUACUUCCAAGUCACUACGCAUAUCAUAAAAAUUGAAAAUGUGAUAAAAAGUUGUCUGAAAGAUUGCUUAGAUUGAAGUAUUUAUUUCACUGAAUUGAUAUUAUAGUGUCCAUUUCUGUAGAUACAUGUAUAUCUAACUGAAA
Saccostrea echinata is the source of this 2594-nucleotide messenger RNA. Its product is annotated as transmembrane protein 106B-like. Bases 127 to 1002 code for a protein of 291 amino acids. The record is from RefSeq and is a predicted model, not a curated record. NCBI's taxonomy places the organism in Eukaryota, Metazoa, Mollusca, Bivalvia, Ostreida, Ostreidae. The transcript has 8 exons.